AAAAUCUCUGGGCAAGCUCGAAUAUGUCCCAACAGUUUCGGAGAAGCUCGUCAGUCGGCCACCAGCAAGAUAACACCAGAGACUUUGACUCUACCAAACACAUCCAGGUUCACUAUUUCCAUUUCGACUCAAGUCAUGACGCUCAAUUCAACCUUGACAGCCCAAGCUGUCUUGGACAAAGCCCUCACUUAUUGGAGCUUGGUUCCCCAGCCGGCACAAUGGGCGUUCACUGGUAUCGGAGCCAUCUACGUUGCAGGACACGUGCUCUCAUUUUUCCAACUCCUCCUGAAUUGCUUCGUCCUUAGCGGCACCAAUCUUCGCAAGUAUGGCAAGAAAGGUACCUGGGCAGUUGUUACAGGGGCGUCGGACGGACUCGGCAAGGAAUUCGCUUCCCAGCUAGCCGCCAAAGGUUUCAACUUGGUUCUCGUCUCUCGCACGCAGUCAAAGCUGGAUGUUCUCUCUCGCGAAUUGCAGCUCAGGUGGUCUGGUCUGCAGACGAAGACGCUCGCCAUGGACUACACCCAGGACAGUGAUGCCGACUACGAGCGUCUGGCAGCGUUGGUCGUGGGCCUGGAUGUGGGCAUCUUGAUCAACAACGUCGGGCAAUCGCACAGCAUCCCAGUGCCAUUCCUGGAGACAGAGCGUAAUGAGCUCCAGAACAUCAUCACCGUCAAUUGCCUGGGCACUCUCAAGACUACGCAGAUCGUUGCGCCCAUUCUGCAGAAGCGCAGGAAGGGACUCAUCCUUACGAUAGGCUCCUUUGCCGGUGUCAUGCCCACUCCGUAUCUGGCCACUUACAGUGGUAGCAAAGCUUUCCUGCAGCACUGGAGCAACUCGCUGGCUUCCGAGCUUCAGCCAUACAACGUUGACGUACAGUUCGUGGUCGCCUACUUGAUCACUUCGGCCAUGAGCAAGGUGCGACGCACCAGUCUGCUCAUCCCCAAUCCGAAGCAGUUUGUCCGUGCCACGCUAGGCAAGAUUGGCCUCGACAGCACCGAGCGUUUCCCCAAUACCUGCACGCCGUACUGGAGCCAUGCCGCGUUCAAGUGGGUGAUUGAGAAGACCGUUGGCUCCACGAGCGCCUUCACUAUCUGGUUUAACAGAAGGAUGCAUAUCGACAUCCGGAACCGGGCGCUACGGAAAGCGGCGCGAGAGGCGAAGAAGCAGUGAAAGGCUACCUGG
Canariomyces notabilis is the source of this 1182-nucleotide messenger RNA. Its product is annotated as putative 3-ketoacyl-CoA protein. Bases 136 to 1170 code for a protein of 344 amino acids. The record is from RefSeq and is a predicted model, not a curated record. The transcript is spliced from 2 exons. Gene Ontology annotation, molecular function: ketoreductase activity. Gene Ontology annotation, cellular component: endoplasmic reticulum. Gene Ontology annotation, biological process: fatty acid elongation. NCBI's taxonomy places the organism in Eukaryota, Fungi, Ascomycota, Sordariomycetes, Sordariales, Chaetomiaceae.